This is a messenger RNA of Protopterus annectens (West African lungfish), 1908 nucleotides long. RefSeq names its product carbohydrate sulfotransferase 1-like. Gene Ontology annotation, cellular component: Golgi membrane. The transcript is spliced from 5 exons. The coding region runs from base 499 to 1809 and encodes 436 amino acids. Lineage: Eukaryota; Metazoa; Chordata; Ceratodontiformes; Protopteridae. Gene Ontology annotation, biological process: keratan sulfate proteoglycan metabolic process; carbohydrate metabolic process; N-acetylglucosamine metabolic process. The record is from RefSeq and is a predicted model, not a curated record. Gene Ontology annotation, molecular function: keratan sulfotransferase activity; heme binding; N-acetylglucosamine 6-O-sulfotransferase activity.
AUUUAUUCAUAUGUCCCAGUCCAAAGCUGAUUUGUUUCUCAUGACACAGCAGAUGUUCCAGUCCAUUAAGAACAGUUAGUUGAUUCAUUCUCAAUGGUAUAUAAAAAAAAUUGAAGAUGCAGCUGCCAAGAUCAAUAUUGUCCUGCAAAUGGAAAAAGAGGUAGUAAUCCAAAGAAGAUGAAGAUGAUUCAGUCAUCCUUUUGUGAUGGCAAGGUUAAGGCUCAGUCGACUAGGGCCUUAUCCUCUUUGAUGGGAUAUUUAAAAGAGUUGGACUAUAGACGCUUUUGAGCAGCAGCAACCUGGUCCUGCCUUCAUAUCUUCACAAAGCACUAUAAACUGGAUUCCUUUUCAAGGUCCAGAGUAGGUUUUGCCAGGACCAUUUUCCAGGGUUUCCUGAAUCCUUAUCCUUCCACCUUCCAAGUAAGAUUGAAGAAACUCUUUCAUCUUUGUUAGAAGAAGAGGUGAAAACCGCACAUCCAUAUCUCUGAAGCUAUGUGAAUGAUGGAGUGUUCCUGGAAGAUUGUUAUACUGCUACUGUGUGCUUAUCUAGGAAUCCAGUAUACUGCCAUUAUGUCCCUGAAGCCCAUGUUCAUCCGUCCCUGUCAGGGGAUGGGAGAAGAUGGUCAUUGCCAGCAUAGGGACCUCAAAGAUUACAAAGGAGCACCAAUGUGUGAAGAACCACCAUUUUCCCAAGAGUUCCCUCAAGAGCAGGGUAGAAAGCAUAUUAUUAUUUUUGCUAUGACCAGAAGUGGUUCCUCUUUUAUGGGUCAAAUAUUCAACCAGCAUCCUGAUGUGUUUUACCUUUUUGAACCUCUUUACCAUGUCCAGAUUGCCCUCACUAAGCCUAAUACCAGAAAUAAGAGCCAAGCGAACAAGAGUUUCCUACUUGGGGCCUUCAGGGACCUCCUGCGCAAUCUGUGUGAUUGUGAUUUCUAUUUUCUGGAAAAUUAUAUCAAGCCAGUGCCUAAAGACCAUGACACACCAUUAUUUUUCAGGAGAGGUGCCAGUCGAGCUUUGUGCUCACCUCCAGUCUGUGAUGUGCCACAGGACCUGGAAGAAGUCGAGGAGAAUGUGUGCAGUAAAAUGUGCCACUCAUUAAAUUUAACUCUUGCAUCCCAGGCAUGUCAGAACUGCAGUCACAUGGCCAUAAAGAUAGUCCGAGUCCCUGAAAUUAAAGACCUGAGAACACUAGUAGAAGAUCCUCGACUGAACUUGAAGAUUGUACAUUUGGUGAGGGAUCCUAGGGGAAUUCUAACAUCUAGGAUAGCUACUUUCUUUACUCACUUCAGGAUGUGGAAAAUAUGGAAUGUAACAGGACAAAGACCUCACAAUAUCGACCUGACUCAGAUCACAACAUUAUGCACUGAUAUGUUGAAUUCUGCAGAUACUGGUCUUAGCAAGCCAUCCUGGCUCAGGGGAAAGUACAUGCUGGUAAGGUAUGAGGAUUUAGCCAAAGAACCAGUGAAAAAAGCCAAAGAAAUAUAUAAAUUUGUAGGCCUGAACUGGAAUGACAGAAUUUCUAAGUGGAUAUUACAAAACACAAAAGUAAAUAUAACUCCAUCUGAGUAUAAUAAAUUUUCCACCAGCAGGAACUCAUCUGCUGUUGCUGAAAGCUGGAGAUUAAAUUUGUCCUUUGAUAUAGUCAAGACUGUACAGAAUGUAUGUAAUGCAACAUUAUCAAGACUAGGAUACAGGUCCGUACAUUCUGUUGAAGAACUGAGGAACCUGUCACAUAGUGUGGUUGAACCUAUAGAAAUGUCUGCCUGUUAUAUGACACGACAUUGUAAGUGUCUGCAGAAUAGAGUGUGACUGUUUUACUGUUUUAUUACUAAUUAAAUGUUCAGAACCCUCUUCCUUAGCAAAAAUUCUGACUGCGUUUAAAUAAACUGACAUUUAUGAGAAAUAUGA